AGUGUGCAUGCUCCUUGGACACCUGCCUCAGUGCACAUGUUCACUGGGCAUCUUUCCUUCGACCCCUUUGCCCAUGUGGUGACCGCUGGGGAACUGUGAGAGUGUGAGGGUCGCGUUCCAGCUGUCUGGACUCUUUCUUUCCUACUGAGACGCAGCCUGUAGGUCCGCAGGCCAGUCCUCCCAGGAAGUGAAAUAGUGAAAUAUGAGUUGGCGAGGAAGAUCAACAUAUAGGCCUAGGCCAAGAAGAAGUUUACAGCCUCCUGAGCGGAUUGGGGCUAUGCUUGAACCCAGUGAUGAAAAGCCUAAAGAAGAGAAGCCACCCACUGAAAGUUGGGAUCCUACAGCUGAUCAGAAGAGAGAAGAUGAUCAGGUUGCAGCUGAGAUUCAAGUGCCUGACCUGGAAGCUGAUCUCCAGGAGCUGUGUCAGUCAAAGACUGGGGAUGAAUGUGAAGAUGGUACUGAUGUCAAGGGGAAGAUUCUACCAAAGCAGAGCACUUUAAAAUGCCAGAAGCAAGUGAAGGGAAAUCACAGGUUUAAAGGAAGAUAAGCUGAAACAACACAAACUGUUUUUAUAUUAGAUAUUUUACUUUAAAAUAUCUUAUUAAAGUUUUAAGCUUUUCUCCAAA
Messenger RNA from Chlorocebus sabaeus (green monkey), 626 nucleotides. RefSeq names its product X antigen family member 2 (gene XAGE2). The record is from RefSeq and is a predicted model, not a curated record. Lineage: Eukaryota; Metazoa; Chordata; Mammalia; Primates; Cercopithecidae.